UAUAUAUCGUAUCGGGUCAUAUGCAUCGUCCGUCGUUGUUUUUGCAUCUGAAGAGAGACUUUUUGCCAUGUCUUUGGUUCGUGCUAACGGAGCUGUCCUGUAGAUUGUCCUUAAGUCACUUGUCAGCGCAGAUCGAAUCCCCAGCCGGGUUCCCGUCGAUACCCAAUAUCCCCGAUUCCCGAUGAACGCCAGCGGUAACGGUGGAGCACCGCCCGUCUCCGGUGGAGUGGGCGGUUUUGGUGGUGCGCUCGGAGCGGCUGCUGGCGCUGGUGGUGCUGGCGUAGGCGGUGGCGGUGGCGGAUGCGGAGCUGGAGGCGCUGGCGCAGGUCCGGACGGGGGGCCCGGUGGCGGGGCAGCUGCUGCGGACCAGGUUGGUGAGGCAGCCGGAGGAGCAGCAGGUGGCGAUGCAGCCGUCAAUCCGCAAGGAAAUGACAAUGGAACCAGCGACAGCCCAGCGAAUGGACCCAACUCUACCGAGGAUCAGGACGCCAAGCGUCGCAAGUGUCGCGAAACAGAGGAAGCUCAGGAUGGAGCCAGCACGAUGAUCGAUGCAAAUAGUGUGCUCAAUAAGAUCGCUAACCUGUACGCCGAACAGCUGAUGUCAGACAUAGUGCUCCUGGUGGACGGCAAGGAGUAUCCCGCCCACCGCGUCAUCCUCUGCGCCAGCAGCGACGUCUUCCAGGUGAUGCUAAUGAAUCCGGAGUGGAACGAGUGCAGCAAGCAUGUAAUCGAGCUGCACGAGGAGGCCUGCUGCUCGGCGGUGUUUCCGCAGUUCAUCAAGUACCUAUACGUUGGCCACAUCGAGGUCACACUGCAGACGGUGAUGCCAAUGCUGGCGCUGAGCGACAAGUACAAUGUGCGCGACCUGAUCGAUCUCUGCGUGGGCUACAUGAACAAGCACGUGGCCAAGGCGGCCACCAGCGGUUACCUCGUCUCCUGGCUGCAGUAUACGCUCUCCUUCACGCCCACCCACAACGAUCUCACCGAAACGCUCAAGCGGUUUCUCAAAUGGAACCUCGAGAUGGUGGCCGAGUCGCGGGACUUUGUGGAAAUGGACCCGGCCAUACUGAUACUGCUGUUGCAGCAGAACGAUCUGGUUGUCACCAGCGAGUACAAAUUGUUUGCCAUCCUGCAGACGUGGCUGCUGCAUCGUCGCGAACAGAUGGAGGCCACUGGCAGUGGCGGCUUCAUGGAGCUGAUCGAACAGACUGUGUCUCACAUCCGCUUCGGCAUGAUGACGCCGCGCCAGCUCUCACACCUGCUAAUGGAUCCGCUGAUCGAGUACCACAAGGAGUUCCUCGUCGAGCGCAUUGCCAUCGGCAUGAGCUAUCAGUCGGGCCAGGAGGAUCGUGUGCGGGAGGUGCGAGCCACCGAAUCGGGUGAGCUGCAGUUUACGCCGCGACUCUAUUGGAAUGACACCUGGAGCGUCGACAUCGAUGUGCACAACUUUGACGCGAUUGAGGACUACAAGAAUUAUGUGACCUGCUUCUUUUCGCAGCGUCACAUUGCCGAGACUGAAGAGGACGAUCCCUGCAUGACAUGGGAAAUCGAGUUUUUCCCGCGAGGCGUUAAGUACAACAAGGCCAAAAUGGUAUGGGGCGAGGACGUACCAGGCUGCUCCUUUAAUACAGUGCGUCUACGGGUUACCUGCAAGCAUCAAAACAUCGGCGAGGAGCGUUUUAAGAUCGCCGUGCUGAUCGUGGGCGUACAGAACCAGAUUAUGCACAUUCGCACAGUCGUGGAGCGUACGGAGUACUUCUCGGAUACGUCGCGCGUUAUUAACCUGGACAACCUGCUGCCGUACGAGGAGCUGGAGCACACAUCACCGUACUUGAGUCCCCAUCUGACGGGCACCGCACGGAACACGCUUACCCUGCACGUGGUCAUCACGCCGAUGGGCUCCCACACCUGCCGCGAUGCGCCGCCGUUUCAGUUCUAGAAAAAAAAAAAGAAGCGGUUUUGUGGGCAUCUCAACUAUAGCACUCCGUACUUCCCGGCGCAUCCACAGGCACACGCAUCCUCAUGCAUCCACAGCCACCACUGUAUUUCAACCUACCAUUUAAAAUUUGUAUGUAUGUAUAAAUCCAACGUGACUGCGAAUCCCCCUGGGCUCAAUCUGUGCGAUCCUAACUGGCGGUCUACUCCGGCCCCCAAUCGAUCACAUCUCGAUUGCAAUAUGUUUUGUUAUUAGUUUUUUGUUUUUUUUAUAUUACACUAAUUCCUAUAAGUUAAGCGCACCGACAGUGAGUGAGUUCUUAGGCAGAGCCAUAUUCACUGAUUGAUGUUGGCCAUAUUGGACCCGACGCCCAUAUGGUACUGUAUUUACUUUACCAUUUCGCAGAAGACUAUUGAAAGGAGAUUUAUUUUCUAAUAAACGUUAAACUGUAAAGUAAAAAAAAGAACCCAAAAUCGCUACCGACAUGGCUGAGAAAGAGAGGGUCGCGUUUGGCUAUUUGCCAUCUCGUUUGCAAACUGUAGUGCCAAUGCAUGAGGCAUCAGUUUUAAUGUUUUACAGCCGAUAGAUAUGUGUAGCCGCUUGUGUGUGCCCGCUUAGGCUUUUGGAUCCCUUUACGAGUGCGUUUGUGGCCCGGGAUCAACCUGUCGCGUCUCGGGGGCCUAUCUUUAUGUGUGUGCUCUGCUGUCCAUAUAGUCUACAGUGCGGAACACCAAAUAUGGCAUAGAUGAUGAACUCUGGGUAGAGUCGGUCGCCAAGACAAAACGAAUAUAUGUACAUAUAUAUAUACAUAUGUGUAAAUCGGUUCAGGUAUCGGUCAUCAAUCGAAUUGAUUUAAUCUUGGCGUUAAUGUAGUUGUUAAAUAAAAUGUCUCUUCAAAAAUCAGCUAUGGUCUAUUAUUGAAGUUUGCGUUUUCAUUAGACUGAAACUAAAGACUAGAAUUACUGUCAUUUAACGAUAUAAUUUAGUGAUUUCGGUUUUAAUUUAAUUAUUGCCUAACGUUGACCAGUCAUU
This is a messenger RNA of Drosophila teissieri, 2968 nucleotides long. RefSeq names its product BTB/POZ domain-containing protein 17 (gene Tango10). Lineage: Eukaryota; Metazoa; Arthropoda; Insecta; Diptera; Drosophilidae. The transcript has 4 exons. The coding region runs from base 182 to 1939 and encodes 585 amino acids. The record is from RefSeq and is a predicted model, not a curated record. Gene Ontology annotation, molecular function: protein binding.